UUCAGAUACUCUUUGUAGUGUUUUUAAUAAUUAUGCUCAUGAAUUCGGCUGUCGGGAGAAAUGACUGGAAAUAAACGAAUGAAGAUGAACUUGUCUGUGAUUGGUGUUGGUCGAUCAUGGAUUAUUUAUUAGCGACCUCAGUUAUUCUGUCUAGUGUUCAACCUGCUGGGAAUCUCGCUGAUGAGAAUCUUGACGCAUUUACUUUUUAAUUUUUUUUGUUGGAACUUCAACAUAGUUGUCUCCAGGACUAUUCGGUGUGUAUCAAAUUGCGAAGUUUAUUUUAUUCACAGAUAAAAAAGAAAACGCACAGAUUCUUCACAGGAAGAAUAACAAAAAUUCCUCGUUUUGACUCGAGUGAAGUUUUUGGGCCUUGUGAAUAGCAAACAUCUAUGGAAGCUAUAUUGAAGAGUUACAGAAGAUAUAUGUGACUUGAUAAAGGCCUCUAAUGCAGCCAUUAGCAGAAGAAUGAACUUGAUUAUAACAAAUUCCGGUGCGCAAUAUUGAGCGUAGUAGCGCAGUGGUGAUUGUAAAUAAUUUAGUAAAAAAAGGAUAACAAAAAGAUUGUAGCCCGUCUGCGGCUAUACAUAGUACUGUCUUUUCUAACGACUAGGUCGCGUCAGUCACGUCACGCAUCGACUUUUUCAGACAAUUUUUUUUAAAUAUCUUCCCUAGAUGGCGAAGUCGUCGAACUAAUACUGCUGUUCAUUUAAAAAAAAAUGAGCCUGAAAAAAACUACGAUUAAGUCUCCGAAUUUAAGUAAAUGCGCGAUAGUCUUUAAUAUUUAGUAAAUUUUUCUAUACGAGUCUUGUAAAGAAAUUUUUUAAAUGAUUAAUUUGAUUGAUAAUUAUACGCAUUUCACAAAGCUUUCCUAAUUAAAAUGCUGCAAUGCCGCUAAUGUGAGAAAAUCGAUACAUGAAUUUUCUACCAGUUGUCUAACACUCUACAGCACUUUGGCAUAUCUGAUAAAUUGACUAAGAAAUUGCGAUAAACUAAAGAUGUCAAAUUUACGUAACACUUUCGCUUUUUGCUUGUUUUUUAAAUUUUAUUCGAUCAUUUUACUAUCUAAUAUUGUAGAAAUAUUUCAAAACAGGAAGCGCAUUUCUGCGAUUAAAUUUUUUGGAAUUCCGCAUUUACAAGUACAUAUCGCAAAGAAAAGAUUAUUAAAAUAACUAUUUUUAUUUUUUGAGGGGGGUCCAGCCGAACCGGGUCCCUGCUGCCACAGCCCAUAUCUGCUUGAUGACCUGCUGGUUGAACUGUUUUCAUGUUGGGCCAAAGGGCAUUAACCGGAAAACUUGAUCCUCCCCUCUUGUACUUUGUUCAUUUUCUUUUGGACAUACUUCAUCUACUUGCAUUUACUUCUUUGUUGGCAAAUUCUAACGUGCUGUUUGGGGCUUUGUUUAGAGAACUAAUAGCGAGCCGCUCGUUGACUUCUCGAGUUCUCUCUUUUAGUUACAGUUAUACUUCUACAUAUUACCAUCCUCCAUUUCGUGUAUCAUUGUCAGUUUAUUGAAACGCGACAUGUUUUUCGAAAAAGUUUACGACGUCCCCAUUGGGAUCCGUUUAUUAGAGAAAAUUCCCUCGUUAAGGAAACUUUCUUACGACUGGAAACAUCGCUGGCACAAAUUCAACAUUUUAUUUCUGACGUUCCUGUCUUACGCCAGCUACCACAUCGCUCGUAAGCCAACUAGUGUCGUUAAAAAUGUCCUCAAACAGAACUGCACCGGAUUACAACCACAUUUAUCCGAGUUAAACAUCAGUGGCAUUGAAGAUAGCUGGUGUAGCUGGCAUCCAUUUGAUGGAGACAAUGCGGACACUCUUCUGGGAGCUUUGGAUUCGGCUUCGCUAUUUUCAUAUGCUUUCGGGAUGUAUGCUAUGGGCUUGCUUGGUGAACGUAUCAACACCCGAUACUUUCUUUCCGUCGGAAUGAUGCUUUCAGGAUUUUUUGCCUUUCUUAUGGGUUUGGCCUAUUGGGCUAACAUUCACUCAUUAACCUACUUCCUCUCCGUUCAGAUUUUAGCUGGUUUAUUCCAGUCCACUGGUUGGCCUGGGUGCGUCGCAGUCGUGGGUAAUUGGUUUGGUAAAAGCAAAAGAGGGCUUAUAAUGGGAAUUUGGCGUUCUCAUCACAGCAUCGGUAACAUAGUGGGUUCCCUCAUUGCUGGAGCAUUUGUCGAGGAUUCGUGGGGUCUAUCAUUUGCUGUUCCCUCUGCCAUCAUUUUUGGACUUGGAUUGCUUCUCUAUUUCUUUCUGGUUCCUGAUCCACGAGCUGUGGGGUGCCCUGUUCCAGAACACGGUAGCGAUAUGUCGAAAGAGAGUCCACUUGGUGACAGCAAUUUGUCAAAAGACGAAAAUCACAGAAAUAAUGGUGUGGAUUUAACUAUGGUUAAUUUCGAACUACGUGAACGUUUCGAGCAGACACAGGAAAUUAAACCCGAUGGCAAAGAAGAAGCCAUCAGUUUCUGGCGAGCCGUUAAAAUUCCAGGCGUCGUUGAAUAUUCCUUCAGUCUUUUCUUCACAAAGUGUAUUAAUUAUACAUUUCUUUAUUGGCUGCCUCGUUAUUUAAAGGAUUCAAGUGAUACGAUGGGCAGUCAACAAGCGGCCGAUUUGUCAACGUUGUUUGAUAUUGGCGGAAUAUUCGGUGGAAUCUUAGCCGGUCUUUUGAGCGACUUGACUGGCAUGAGCGCUUUUACAUGCGCUGGUUAUUUUAUUCUCACCAUACCUUCGUUGUUCAUUUACCGGGCAUUUGGAUCCAUGAGUGGAGGCUUUAAUAUGUCUUUAUUGUUUCUUGUGGGCUUUCUGGCAAAUGGUCCUUACGCUUUGAUCACUACAGCUGUGUGUGCUGAUUUAGGUACUCAUCCUAAGUUGAAAGGCUCAACACGCGCCUUAGCUACGGUUACGGCCAUCAUUGACGGCACAGGUUCCAUAGGUGCGGCCGUCGGUCCGCUGCUCGUGGGACCCUUGUCCACUUUAGGAUGGGAUUACGUAUUCUACGUUUUGAUGAUAGCAAGCGCCAUGGGGUUGCUGUUAUUGACGCGCUUGAUGAUCAACGAAGUCAAGGGGAAGUGCCGCAAAUAUGAUUAAACGCCUUGAUUAUUUUAUAGUCCAUAAUGAUAUUCCACAGGAUAUUCAAUAAAAAACUGUCAGUUUAAUUUUUUUUC
This is a messenger RNA of Daphnia pulex (common water flea), 3155 nucleotides long. Its product is annotated as glucose-6-phosphate exchanger SLC37A2-like. NCBI's taxonomy places the organism in Eukaryota, Metazoa, Arthropoda, Branchiopoda, Diplostraca, Daphniidae. Bases 1519 to 3078 code for a protein of 519 amino acids. Gene Ontology annotation, molecular function: transmembrane transporter activity. The record is from RefSeq and is a predicted model, not a curated record. Gene Ontology annotation, cellular component: membrane. The transcript is spliced from 14 exons. Gene Ontology annotation, biological process: transmembrane transport.